This is a messenger RNA of Ustilago hordei, 3303 nucleotides long. RefSeq lists its product as uncharacterized. The transcript has a single exon. Lineage: Eukaryota; Fungi; Basidiomycota; Ustilaginomycetes; Ustilaginales; Ustilaginaceae. Bases 1 to 3303 code for a protein of 1100 amino acids. The record is from RefSeq and is a predicted model, not a curated record. Gene Ontology annotation, molecular function: protein binding.
AUGCUCGGCGGUCGGCAGCUCGCCACCAAGGCUGGAAGGAAGGCGCUGCGCAAUGCUUCGAACAGCCCAAUAGUAUUGCAGAGCACCCAGCUGGAUGCUCUGGUGCCCACCUUUCUUUGCCCAGCGAUCGAGCUUCGCCUGCCAAGGGGAACAGUCCUACCGUCAGUUGGGCCUUCUUCCUCCUCCUGCUCCUCCUCGAGGCUCUACUCUUCUUCAAGAAGUUAUGAUACCAUAAGGUCAGCGAUAGUUGGCAAUAGAUCCGCUUCGAGCUUGUCCUCCUCCGAUCGCCGCAGCUAUUACUUCCAAGCAGCAGCCGUCACACGCCCCGAAUAUGCUUCCACUAACGAGCAUUCUAUGCCACAACGCGGUCAGUCACAGCUUUGGCAGGGAGCACGCGGAGAAGCACACCAGCAGCAAGGCACGAGUCGCAUCGACCCCGAAGAACUAAUCCGGUUUGCACCUGCUUCUUUGUCCGAUUGGCGGCGAAAGUUUCCAAGCACACAAUGGAGAAGGGAGAUGGACUUCAACCGGUACAGCCCGCCUCUGAGAAGGAGUCACCUUCCCGAGGAUGCCCCAGCUUUGUAUGAAGACGAAGUCAAGGCAUCAGCUGCAUGGCUACCUGACUCUCGAUGGACCUUGAGACUGCCCGACGACUACCCAGUUCGGCACGAACUCUUCCUCGUUCUCGACAGCUUGGACGACAUCUCGCAAAGCGCUUCCGACCCAGAUUGCGCAGGGCUGCUAACCGAAACACUUCGACAAGCCAGAGAGCUCAUCUGGUCCAAUCCUGAGCAUCCUCUGCGGCGCAGAGGGGAACGCGAAGCUGCACUGUAUCUGGCCGGCAAAAUUGCCGAGACCUUUAUCAAAUUGGACGCCGAGGACUCGUUGAACCGUCUCAUGACUUUCCUUGAAUACGUUCGAACGCAGAUUGGCGUCUUGCCCCUGUCCUGUUUCCAUGCUCUUGCAGCUCGAUCCGGUAUCGCACGAAGGUACGACGCAAUGCUCAAGAUCUGUCAAGUGGCACAAGAGCAUCAUAGCGGCAAAGCAGACGCCGAGCUUUUGCAUCUUCGACUGCGAGCGCUAAUUGCACAGUCCAACGAUGUCGAUCUUACUCGACACUGGGAUCAUUUCAGCGACGCUGACGUUUCUGUACCGCGCAAGACGUUUGAUCUUCUGCUGCGCACCCAUGUGCGACGACAAGACAUCGCCCAAGUCAACGAGGUACUCGAAGCUAUGCCGCAGCAUGGACAUGAGGUUGAUGCCAAAGCGUGGCUUACCAUCCUUCGAGGCUUUCAGAGCUUCAGACCAACGCUUGCCACUAUGCUCAGGCGAGACGCAAAGAUUGUUCAUAGCCCAACACUGAACGUGGUCAAUCGACUUUUGGUGCUGCUGUCCAAGGAGCUUGACGUGGAUGGUGCGAUGAUGGUGAUGCGCAUCUUCCGCAUACCUUCUAUCAGGAUGCGAAACGAGACCACAGCCGGCUCGUCUACCGAGGGAACCGAGAUGCUGAUCGUCAACGGCCCUAGCCCGGAGCCCAAUGUGGAGACGUAUGCUAUCAUGACGGAGAUGUUUGGUAGACUCGGACGCAUCUAUGAAGCUCGCUCCUUCUUUCGAUUGGCGCUGUCUCUCUGCAGCGAGGAAGCGCACGCAGAUGCUUUUGUAGAGAAGGCAUUACAACAAGCGUCUAGGUGGGUGAUGUAUGCCUUUCUCAAUGCCGGACAUCCUGUCCGUGCCAUGGCCUUCGCAGCCGAAGUGUUUAGCCUGCCUUACUUUAAUAUGGACGAGGGCAAAGCCGCACCGGUGAUACAAUUCGAUCUGCCGCAAACGCUAUCUAACAUCAAACUGACCGCUACGACAGUGCACUAUCGGACCUUGCUGGAGUGUGCAUCUGCGAUUGGAUCUGCCAAGACUGCCAGGAGGAUCAUUGUGUAUGUUUUGGAGCAAGGACACGAAAUCGACAAGGAGGUGCUUUGUGGUUUGGCGAGGCUGAUCUUUUCGACGAUCGACAAGGAUGCAAUCAAAUCAAUUCGGUUCAUCCAACGCCUGCUGCCUCAAGGUGAAAAUUCUCCCAAAAGCAAGCGAGUACAACGACUCGAGUCGCUCUCGGACAUGUUGCAGCAUCUCGGCACACCUGACAAGGUCAUAUUGGCAUCGCAGCAUUCGACCGACUUGAGUCGCAGAAAUUGGGAUAAUGUUGGCACAAAAGCAAAACGCAGCACAAAAGCAAAAUGCAGCACAACAGUGCAAAGCAACACAGCUACCACCGGCAAGAUUGCAAUCUCAACAAAAGACGGGCUGAGGGACUGGCUCAUCGAAGAUUCGCGCUCCUCCUCUUUGUUUCGGGGCUUCAUGCCUGCAGACGACGCUGGUCAAGACAGUAGGCCUGCAAUUUCACACGACCUCAGUCGACCUCUUUCAUCAGCAGCCUAUGCUAUACGCAUCCGAGUCUAUGCUGUGGUCCGUCGUGACUACGAGUCAGCCCAAAAAGUGUAUCAUGCAAUGUUGGCGCACAAUGUCAAGCCAACAAUGAUGCAUAUCGCUCCACUCAUUGAAGGUUAUACCGCGGUUGGCAAGCUGAACGAAGCGCAGCAGCUCAAACGCAACGCUAAAGAGAUCACCGGGUUUCAGCCCACGCUUCGCAUCCACACUGCGCUCAUUCGGGCCUACAUCCGUGCCGGAGACUCCACAUCGGCACGCAAGGAGAUCCAAGAACUCACGGACAAUGGAUAUGAAAUUGAUGACGCCAUCGCCAACAUCAUCGAGGCUGGUCAAAUGGGCCGAGGCAACUUCCCGCUCGUUGAACGACCCAUUGAUCCGAAAGACUGCCAUAGCGUCACCACGCGUUUCCACGCUCUCAUGCGUAUGCGUCGCUAUCUGGCCGCGCAAGAGCUGAUCCAAUCGGCUCUCGAUUCCGGCAUGCGACCCGACAAAGUGCUGUACGAUCUGGUGCGACGCUCAGUCUCGUACGUUGAGAAGGAAUUUGCGAAAGCACUUGGCCAGCGAAAAGAGGCGACCGCACUCCGACGCGCAAACCGUGCUUGUCAGCCUUCAAGAAAAGGGGCUGCACCACAACCAGCCGUAACUCAAACUGAAAGCGAGAUACGAGCGCACUUCUACGAGCUCACCCAAGCAAAGCGACUUGCCACAGUGAACAAAGCACGAAUCCGAAAAGAAGGUCAACCUAAGUCUGAAGUUGGGGGAAACAGGAUGAAAAAGCACCGAAAGAAGGUUAUCUCACUUGUCAUGGAGUUUGCUGAUGGCAAGUUGCACAAAUUGGCCAGACAGAAGAGGAAAGAGCGAUGA